Molecule: messenger RNA, 219 nt
Organism: Protopolystoma xenopodis
Lineage: Eukaryota; Metazoa; Platyhelminthes; Monogenea; Polystomatidea; Polystomatidae
Source: the annotation of a GenBank genome assembly
AUGGCAAAACGGAGGACUGAAGCUAUUCCACGAAGCAAUGGCAAGAUAAACACCUCAAUAGCAAGCACACUCAAAUCUGGUCCCCAUCUAAGAGCGAAGUCCGUGUUGAAUCUAGAGCAAUCUGAUGAGCAGAUGCGCCCCCAUCAACAAAUUGCCAAAGAAAUCAUUUACUCGGUAAACCGUGAAGCCGCCUCGACCGCGUUGAAGCCCAGCCAAUAA